CAAGCUUCAGGCUACAUACAACAAAACCUACCACCCCAACCACACACAAACUACACACCCCAUACAGACACCCCAAUCCACCACCUCACCAUCCAUCCAUCCAUUGCAAAAACAACCCAACCACAACAACACAAUGUCCACCAUUAACCCCCCAACAUUCCAAAUCCACUAUUUCGCCUCCGCAUCCACCUACACAGGCAAACAGACCGAGCGACUCGCAGCCCCGCUACCGCUAUCCCUCCUCUUCGAUACCCUAGAUUCAAUGUACCCCGGGAUCAGGGAGAAGGUGCUCUCCAGCUGCGGGGUCAGUCUGGGGGAUGAAUAUGUUGAUAUGGUGGAGGAUAGUCAGGUUGUGAUUAAGGAGGGAGAGGAAGUUGCGGUUAUUCCCCCGGUUAGUUCGGGGUGAAUGUUUUCGGGGAGUUGGGGUUUGAGGUAGAGGUAUAGGUGUGUAUAAGUACAAGCAUAGGUAUUGGGGAAGUCUGGAGUAUUAGGGUUGGAGAAGACAGGGCAGAACAGGGCAGAACAGGGCAGAACAGGG
Aspergillus sclerotioniger CBS 115572 is the source of this 538-nucleotide messenger RNA. Its product is annotated as MoaD/ThiS family protein. Gene Ontology annotation, cellular component: cytosol. The coding region runs from base 134 to 406 and encodes 90 amino acids. The transcript is spliced from 2 exons. Gene Ontology annotation, biological process: Mo-molybdopterin cofactor biosynthetic process. NCBI's taxonomy places the organism in Eukaryota, Fungi, Ascomycota, Eurotiomycetes, Eurotiales, Aspergillaceae. The record is from RefSeq and is a predicted model, not a curated record.